GAAAGCCAAGGCGGGAACCGGAAGUCGCGUAGCUUGCGCAUAUUGAAUAUUAGCAAUAUUCGCUAAUUGUAUGAUUCUGGUGUGUGUCUGUAUGUUGCGUAUUUUAAAAGAUGGCUUUAUUGUUUUAGAAUCCAGGUAGCCGUCCAGCAGGAGUGCGUUUAAAAAAGCUCUUACGAGUCGUGAGUUUUAUUGUGAAACGCGCUCUUCGCCGGAUGUUCGGUGUCCGCCGUUGAAAGUGUUUGACGCCGAUGUCCAACUACAACCUCGGUUGUGGCAGCCUUGAAGACGAGAAUUUAUAUAUCACCAGCGUACGGAACCGAGCAGGCGGACAAGACGCCGUGUCGCCGGUUGUUGUUAUCGCCUCAUCUACACGGUUAACGUAGUGAUGCGAUGUGAGGAACCCCGCGAGGCUUGGACAGCGCCGUUAAACCGGUCAAACCGACAGUGGACUUGCCAGCCGCAGAGACUUGACUGACUUCAGAUUAAUAAAAAAAAACAACACAACCCUGCGAUGUUUUUACAUCUCCCAGUGUCCUGAGAUCUGCACACUUCGACUGAAAGCAAUAGCACCUCUUGAGCUGCCGCUGGGAGUCACUGAUAUAUAGGCUUCAACUUCAGCAACCAGGCAUCAUGUCUUCCAGGGAGCGUCGGUCAGAUGUCUACAUAAAGGCGGAACCGAGCAGUCCAGAGGGCGGCGGGGGAGGUCGGACCAGCCCCGGCGGAGCCUCCUCAGACUCCUCUCAAAGCGGAGGUGGUGGAACCAGAGGGGACGGCGCUAAGCGUUACUCCCCGCCACUCUACACGCCAGCUCUGCGGUGCCAUUUCAAGGACGAGGGUGGCGACGGGGCCGAGGAGGGCUCCACUGGAAACGGAGCAGGGCGAUGCAAGUACGCCCUGAGCACGCUGCCCAAGAGGCUGUGUUUAGUCUGUGGGGACGUGGCUUCGGGUUACCACUACGGCGUGGCGUCGUGCGAGGCCUGCAAGGCGUUCUUCAAGAGAACCAUCCAAGGUAACAUCGAAUACAGCUGUCCAGCAUCGAACGAGUGUGAGAUCACCAAGAGGCGCAGAAAGGCUUGUCAGGCAUGCCGCUUCACCAAGUGCCUCAAAGUAGGCAUGCUGAAAGAGGGAGUCCGUCUUGACAGAGUCAGAGGUGGAAGGCAGAAGUACAAGAGGCGCCCAGAAGUGGAGAAUGCAACAUACCAGAGUGCCCCUCUACCGCUGACAAAGGAGAGUGAAAAAGGUUCCUCCAACAUCAUCGUGUCCCACCUUCUGGUGGCAGAGCCAGAGAAGUUAUUUGCCAUGCCCGACCCUCUGCAGCCCGACACAGCCCAGCGCACGCUCACCACCCUUUGUGACCUUGCUGACCGUGAGCUGGUCGUCAUCAUUGGCUGGGCCAAACACAUUCCUGGCUUCCUGUCACUGUCCCUAGCAGACCAGAUGUCCGUGCUGCAGUCAGUGUGGCUGGAGGUGCUGGUGCUGGGUGUAGCGUACCGCUCGCUCGGCUGCGAGGACGAGGUGGUGUUCGCCGAGGAUUUUGUCCUUGAUGAGGAAAUGUCACGUGUUGCUGGACUGACGGAGCUAAACGCAGCAAUUAGUCAACUCGCUCGCCGUUUCAGGGCGCUAAACGUGGACCGGGAGGAAUUUGUCAUGCUAAAAGCCAUCGCUCUCACUAAUUCAGACUCUGUUUACAUCGAGGACAUGGAGGCUGUGCAGAAGCUGCGGGACCUCCUCCACCAGGCCCUGCUGGAGCUGGAAUGUCAGCGGCGCCCAGACGAUCCCCAGCGGGCAGGACGUCUCCUUUUAACAUUGCCUCUCCUCCGACAGACUGCCGGUCGUGCUCUCACCACCUUCUACAGCAUCAAGACCCGUGGUGGUGUACCCAUGCACAAACUAUUCCUGGAGAUGCUGGAAGCCAUGAUGGACUCUCCCUAGAGCCGAUAGCAGCAGAAGUAAAGAGGACGCAGAGAAAGACCCAACAGAGACCUAGUCUUCAAGAGUGGAUGAGUGGUUUUGUGAGAAAGGAAAGAUUAUAUUAGAGAGUUAAUAAUGAGGAAAAUGGUCCUUUCCCCCUAAGCUACAUGGAGAAAGGAAAAGAAUAUGAGAAAUGGAAAACCUUGUAAUCAUGUCCCAAAGUGGGUCUUGGUUAUUUGAUAGUAAGAUGUAACUGCCAAACUUCUGUAAAAGGCUCCGAGAUCAGAGAGUGACAACGUAUAACAUAAAUGCCAGAAAACUUGUCAGUAUCAACUAUUUUCAUGGCGUGUUUCAUCACAGCAUCGAUCUGCAGUUGCACAACCGCUGAAGAACAUCAUUUAGGUUCCCAUGAACAGACUGCAACCAUGUGGCUUUUUGAACAUUUCAAAAAAUAAUGCAACAUCUUCUCAUGAAAGCCAUAACAACAUAUCCGGAGAAAGGCUUGAGGGUCCAGGACAGGGUCAGAUUGACAUGCACAUGGAGUGCUUUUAUUUACUAUAGUUUAGUGUGCCGUUGUAGGCAAAUUCAUAGGAAUUACUUGCAAUAUGUUAAAAGCAAUAUAACAACUCGAUUAUUGUCUGUCACAUUUAAAAUGUGGAUAAACUGGUGAGACGGCUGCUGUGUGUGUACAUCAGUAGUUCUCAGCUCUCAGGAGCCCAAGUGUUGACUUCUUUUUAAAUCUAACUUCUAGUAGAAAGGCUGGUGUGGGUCGGGGGGGAAAAGAAAACUCGAGCACUUCUGGGGUUAAAUAUGGGAGUUGGAAACCACUGGUGUACAUAGUCUGUGCAGGAUUCUUUAUAAAAGGUUGUGCAAUCGAUUUGUAGUCCAGGAGAAGUGCAUAUGAAGAUUGUGUGCUCGUGAAAUGCUCUACUUGGAGGGUAAUAUAUUCAGUGUUGUAUGUUAAUCCUGUUGGUACACACACACAAAAAAAAACUGGCUUCCAUACCAGCAAGUGUGUGCGUUCGUGUGCAGUCUGAACCAAUGAGCUACACUGAGAUCAGGGAAGAACACGACUCUUUGACAUUAAAGCCAGUGUGGCAACAAGAGCGGUUAGAAAAGAAAUGCAUAUGCCUCAUCUGCUUUUUUAUACUCGCCUCCUCCUCCUCCACUAGACCUAACCACUUCAGCAGCUGUGCUGUCCAGAAACAAUGGUCUGACCUCACGGACCUGUUUGAUUCGUGGACUAUAACGUCGGAACACUAACUCAUAUGAUUGAUGCGUGUAUGAUGAGAUUUUUGCUGCAUUUUUCUGCAGUGGUGGAGAACUAAGCAUAAAAAAAAAAAAAAGAUCUCGGUUGUUUCAAUGUGAGAUCCCUCCUUUGUGUACGUGCAUCUGUUGAACUAACUUUAAGUAGCCGUUUUGGGCUCUGGGCUGCAAGAAAUGCAACAUAUGCAACAUCUUCCUUUUGGGGUGUUGAAAACUUGUGUCCUGAAAGUCCGCCUCAUUGUUCAGCAGGUUUGUAUACUUAAUAUAGAAGUGAUCAUUGUAGGAAGCUUCACAUGCAAUGCAAGGCUACAGCAUCUGAUGGUGACGUCAGAUGAGUAAAUAUAAUAUUUAGUGGCCAAAGGGCCAUUGAUCUUUUAGCCAUGUACAGUUCCAUUUAAAUAAAACAGAAACAUGCAAUUUAUAGUGGAAGAUAAUAAAGCCAGCAAAUGUGAUAACAUUUUCCCCCGUUUUAAUUAUAUUUGUGCAGCUUACAGUGUUCUGAAAUUUGUAAAGACUUGAAACUUGCUUUUUCAUACAUUUUCCUUUCUAGGAUUUAAGGGUAUUUUAUUUACAUCCUGACACUGUUGUGGGUUUGGUAUUGAAUUGAAGCUUUCCAUUCAGGAUAUUAUGAAUACUAAUUGUUUUUGUUUUUUUUUUUAAUGUGAGCAGUGGUGUGUUUUCUGAAGCUGAUUGUCAUUUUUAGGGAUCAAUUUACUUGGCUCUAUAGAUUUUAGCAGUAUGGUGAGGCUACAGAGGGGCUACCUCAGGAGGCGGAGUAAGCCAGAUGGCCAAAUAACUGUGGAGACAAAUGUAAUUGUUGAUCUUUUGAUUUGUCAAUGUUGGGUUUUAUUGAAUGUCUUGCAGUUGCGCAAAACACCAGAGAUAAUUUCCUCCUUUUUGUUUUCACAACUUAUUUUUUUUUUCUCGGUGUUGACGGCUCACUUGAUCAUGCUUCAUAAGACGCUCCCCGUGGUACAAAGUGUCUCACACUGGAAGGGCUGGCCUGCAGUUGGCAUGGUUUCACACGAGCAACGGCGCAAAGUUUGCAAACUUUAGGUCCUUUUUACGCCGGUUCAAAUUGAAAACGGUUCGACUUUGGUGGUUCGUAGGUUGCAGCUUACAUGUUCCUGACAUCUUAAAAAAAAAAGAUUUUGUGGUCUCUGAUUCGUUGACUAACCUAAUUUCUCAGAUUGUAAUCCCAAAUCUGAAGAGAACAAAUAAAUAGAGAUGCCAGAGUCUACUUAGAGCUGUUAACGUUUCUUCAUAAUAACUUACACGAGGGUUGAUUUUUUUUUUUUUUUUUCAAUAGCAUACAAUAUGGUUUUAGGUACGCCGGGUUAGGUCGGAGCCAAGGUCAUCUGAUGUGUCACUGUUAAAAAUUAUACAGUCAUUUGUAGUUUUAUUAAAUAUGUGCGCAUUAAUAUAAAUGAGCAAUACAAUAAAUUACCAAACCUCACACAUUUCCUUGUAUAGCCACAGUGUACAUUUAACAUUGCCAGUUAUAAUGAAGAAUAGCAACUAAACGUUAUAUUAUUUAGAAGUUCAAAUCAAUGUUUGUAUUUUGAAAAGACUAUUUAAAUGAUUAAAUUCUAUUUUUUACUCAAUUUACUGUUGUUUGUUGACACUGCUUUAUUUUUGUGUGUGAUAUUGGCUGUGAAUUUCUGUGUGUAGGCUAUUUUUUUUUCUUGUUCUUUUUUUUUUCCGUUUUUGUUUCUUUUUAGAUAAAAGCAGUUUGAUGUCCUUGUCUAAAACAUGUCCACAUAAAAAUCACUGUGAAAAAGUGAGAUCUUCCACUGUCUGACGCAACAGGGAGUGGAUUACUGUAGGUGCUUCGUGUUGUGUAAUAAAUGGACACACCACCACCACCACA
This is a messenger RNA of Acanthopagrus latus (yellowfin seabream), 5047 nucleotides long. RefSeq names its product estrogen-related receptor alpha (gene esrra). Gene Ontology annotation, molecular function: steroid binding; DNA-binding transcription factor activity; sequence-specific DNA binding. The coding region runs from base 631 to 1932 and encodes 433 amino acids. The transcript has 8 exons. Gene Ontology annotation, cellular component: nucleus. Lineage: Eukaryota; Metazoa; Chordata; Actinopteri; Spariformes; Sparidae. The record is from RefSeq and is a predicted model, not a curated record. Gene Ontology annotation, biological process: regulation of DNA-templated transcription.